Messenger RNA from Medioppia subpectinata, 1830 nucleotides. Lineage: Eukaryota; Metazoa; Arthropoda; Arachnida; Sarcoptiformes; Oppiidae. The record is from the annotation of a GenBank genome assembly.
AUGGCAUUGAUGAGCGACAGAGGAGUGGCGGCCAAACGCGGCGCCCAAUUUUCGGACAACAGUCCCGACUCUCUAUUACACACGUGUAUCCGAUAUGUGGUCAGAGAGAGUCUAGACGUGCGGUCCGUGUCUUUGCCGCACGAGAUCUGCGAUUUACUCAUUCACGUCUAUCGGGAGACGCAUAUGAAUGACAGGAAACUCAUGAGCGACUCAUUGCCAAAGUUUUUGUCCCAAUUCGGGGCCAAUAAUAGCCGCGUAUGUGUGGCCAACUUUGCCGACCUGUCCAUCAGUGACGAGACACUGGAAUCGUUUCUCGAGGAGCACUCGAAGAGCAUCACUCAUUUAAAUGUGUCCGACUGUCUGCAGCUGACGGGUCGGGCCCUAACGCACAUCAAUACAGCGCUCACUCGUGUUGUAGAUCCGCGUCGACUGCACCGCACAGUACGGGUCAUAGAGGAGGGUCCGGAUGAUGAGUGCCGUGUCUUAUACACCAAAGAUUACUCCAAUGGUGUCAUCACAACCACGAGAGACAACUGCGCUGUCGAUGAAGAGGUGGGAAUCAUUACCGAUGAUUACUCUCUGACACAAGCGAUGGGUGUCUUCGAUGACUCGGAUUUCAGUGACUUUAAGGCCCGAAAAAUAGGCGAAUUGAAUGACAUUCGGGGUUACGAUUGGCGACUAUCGGACGAAGCGAUGGCCGUUGAAUGCGAUGGAGUGCCGGCCGUAGCGACCAAACGGUCACCAAUUCCUGUGAGUGAAUGCGAUUACUAUAAGCCGUCGGAGAGUUUCAGUAAGAAUUUGGGCGACAAUCGGAUCAAGACUUUAGAGAUCAACACAUGGCAGCCGUCGCCCCUCCAGACACUCAUUAUCGGCUGCGCAGUGAAUAUACUGCCCGAGUAUUACAAAGACAGUCUCGAAGAUGGGGAGUUGUCAUCAAAUAGUUAUCUAAUUAGCCCAUUGUUAACAAUACGUAAACUAGUGCUACACCAGUGGAGCUCAAUCGACUGGUCGCCCCCUUAUCUCACGCAUAUAAUUAACUCUCAAAUGCAACACACGUUACAGCACUUAGACUUAAGUGAUGGCGAUAUCGAUGACGGCUCACCACUGGAACAGUUGCGGGCAUUGAAAACGUUGAUUUUAGCCGACUGUCCGCGACUACAUCUGGCCAUCAGUAGUAUCGCUAAGAUUAAGUCUUUACGUUGUCUCGACAUCUCAGCCACUGAUGAAGACUGGGGACAUGUUUAUGAAGAGCCUAACGAACAGUUGGCACUUAUAGCGAACUCUUUGCCCGAACUGACACGACUGGACAUAUCGGGCACUAAUCUCGCCGGGGAGAACUGCGAAUAUAUCCCGGGAUUAGUUUCACGAAACACAACACCAUUUGAAUAUUUAGGACUCUAUAAUACGGCCAAUGAGGCGGCCUAUAGGCGCACAAUACCCGCCCAUUCAGUUUCGGGCGACGCCACUGAAGAGCAGAUACUGACUGCUUGUGAAGCUUAUAUCGAUAGAGUCGAGUUCUUGGAGCGUACACUCAAUGAUCUGUUCAACUGUUUCCAUCUUGAAACUAACUUUCAUGACGUGAACCGAGCGCUCGAUAUUGUGUUGCGAUCGAUGUCCAGACAUUUGCAUAACGAGUACAUCCAAACCGUGGCCACCAUUUUGCUCUUUAAUAUCGUUCACUCAGAUCUAGCGAACCAUAACUUCAAUUUUAAAGUCAAACGAGUGAUAAUUACUAAACUUCUGGAUACUAUGCAUAGACAUAGAUAUGACUUCACUAUAUUACAAAACGGAAUAUUGUCUCUCGUACACUUCGAUAUACCAACUGAUCUG